AUAUGCCUUCCCAUAACAUCAACGCCAAAAGGUCACAGAAAAUGUGUCAUUUGCAGAAAGCCAUACUCUAACAGAAACCGCCUUAUAAAUAUCCCAGCGUCCUCCAUUGUACAAGCUUUUGUUGAAACGGGAAUCUUCAUCAAUGAUGACAGCAGAUGUUGCAAGAUGCAUGUUGAAGAUGGCUACCUAAAUAAAGAUGCACUCUCAGGACUAACGACAACAAAAGAUGAAGAACAACUAUCAAGAACUGACAUAUGCAAGCUUUUAUCUAGCCUUAGAAGUACCAUCAAAUCUGCAACUUACCUCAACUUUGAUGUACCAUCUCUUCUGAGUGAAGAAGACUAUUUGUGUCUCACUGGCUUGAGAAAAGAGCAAUUUGCAGAACUUGUUCAUGAAUUAAAGAAUAUAAGGAACAAUUCCAGCCGUACCAAGAGAACUUGUCUUGCUGUAUUCCUGACAAAACUCCGCACUGGCCUUCCCAACACAAUACUUUCCACAAUCUUCAAGCUUUCUGUAUAUCAGAUUCAAAGAAUAAUUCCAUCAGUAAGAGAGGCUCUCAUGCAGAAUUUUGUGCCAAAACAUCUUGGAUUCCAACAUAUAAGUCAUCAGGAAUUCUCUCAGCAUCAUACAACUCCAAUUGCCCGAAAGCUUUUCACCACUGAGGAAGAUCAAGCUGUUAUCAUCUUGGAUGGUACAUAUAUAUACAUCCAAAAGAGCUAUGACUACGAAUUUCAGCGCCUUUCAUACAGUCUCCAUAAAAACCGUCCUUUAGUGAAACCUAUGAUGGUUGUGGCCUCUGAUGGGUACAUUUUAAGUGUUAUGGGACCAUAUGUGGCAGAUUGUCACAACAAUGAUGCCAGCAUAACAAAGCAUAUGUAUUCUCAAAAUGCAGAAAACAUUCAAGUAUGGUUGAAAGAAGAUGAUGUGGUCGUAGUUGACAGAGGGUUCAGGGAUGCAGUGACCUUUAUGGAAGAUAUUGGAUUGAAAGUCCACAUGCCAUUCUAUCUGCAAAGGGGAGAAAAGCAACAUACAACUACGGAAGCCAACCUCUCAAGAAUGGUCACUAAAGUAAGAUGGGUAGUUGAGAGUGCUAAUGGCAGACUUAAACAGUGGAGACUACUGGACAAAGUUAUUCCUAACAAGCUACUUCCACAGGUUGGGGAUUUUGUUAGAAUCGUAUGUGCACUAUGUAACUGUUUCAGGCCUUGUCUUGGUAGCAUGGACCCUGAGACUGAAAGUGUUGCCAUCAAAAUGCUAGAAAGGUCACAGAAAUCCAAUGAAGUCCAGGUUCUUGUUCAAGAAAAUAAGCUGUUGACUCGCCGUGCUGUAUAUUCAGCUAUCGAUGCAUCCUCUGAACUUGCUGAUUUCCCUGUCCUUUCACUCGAUGACCUACGCUCCCUGACAUUAGGUAUUUAUCAAGUCAAACAUGCAGAGAAUUACACACGAGAACAUUUAAAAGAUGAAGGCAGCUAUGAAGUUAUGGUAUGCCAUGAUUUUCCAAAUCUUUUGAGAGUUAAGAUUCAGUCUCGCCAUUCUAGAAAUGUUCUUCACACACUUUGGAUAAAAUAUAGAGGUAGAGAGGAGAGUGUAGAGGCCAUUUGUGGUUGGUACUGUACAUGCAAAAUUGGAGCAAGACUGGUUGGUUGCUGUGCCCAUGUGUCCAGUGUACUGUGGUUCCUUGGAUGGAAAAGGCAUCAGAGUGAAGAACCACUGUCAUCUGGACCUGGACCUAAAUGUCACUUUCUGAAUGCGGCAUACCAAGAAGAUUCAGAUAGUGACAUUGUGGAGGAGUGAAUUUCAGGAAUUAAGGUACUCCAAUCCUCAGCCAGGACAGAUAACUCUUAAAUUCCUAAUUUAUAUUAAAAAAUCUCAAAAUGAUGCUUAUGAAGG
Messenger RNA from Saccostrea cuccullata (small rock oyster), 1890 nucleotides. RefSeq lists its product as uncharacterized. The record is from RefSeq and is a predicted model, not a curated record. Lineage: Eukaryota; Metazoa; Mollusca; Bivalvia; Ostreida; Ostreidae. The transcript has 2 exons. Bases 166 to 1794 code for a protein of 542 amino acids.